This is a messenger RNA of Tarenaya hassleriana, 2449 nucleotides long. Its product is annotated as multisubstrate pseudouridine synthase 7. The record is from RefSeq and is a predicted model, not a curated record. Bases 1 to 2160 code for a protein of 719 amino acids. Gene Ontology annotation, biological process: pseudouridine synthesis. The transcript has 21 exons. NCBI's taxonomy places the organism in Eukaryota, Viridiplantae, Streptophyta, Magnoliopsida, Brassicales, Cleomaceae. Gene Ontology annotation, molecular function: pseudouridine synthase activity; RNA binding. Gene Ontology annotation, cellular component: nucleus.
AUGAAACUAUCGUCGUGCCUUUCGUCUCUGCUAAAACCCUACUUGAGCAAGCAUCGCACAACGACAACAAUGGCGACGACUGCUAAAUCCCUUGACAGUAUGAAAAACGUGGAAGAGUCCGAUGUGGGUAUCUCCUGUUUCAUCUCCCAGCUCCCGGGCUUCCGCGGUAUUCUCAAACAAAGAUACUCGGACUUUAUUGUUAAUGAAGCGGAUAUGGAUGGAAAUGUUGUCCACCUGACAUCCUUAGAUGUCCCUCCUGAGAUGGAUGUGAAGGAGGAGAAAGAAAUAAAAUCCUCAGAUAACUUGAACAAGAGUUAUGCUUCUGAAUUUGAGUCGUUCAGAUCAAUUGCUAGUGCUUCGGAUGCACAGCGGUUAGAAGCCUUGAUCGAUCAAAUCACUUCAGGAAGUGAUGGUGAAAUAUCACCAAUUGUUCUUGAUCCAAGCUCUGACAAAUCCAAGAGAACGGCUAUCCAUAACUUUUUUAAGGAGCACUUCAAGUUCUUGGUCACUGACACCGUCGAUGGUCCUGAUUUUACCUCAAAAUGCAUCCGUGUGAGAGUAAAUUCGGGUGGAAUUAACAACAGAGGCAAAGGCUCUAAGAAACGGAAGGAAAGAGGUGAUAAGCCUUUCGAUAGCAGAGGCUCAGAGCAUUGGCCAGAGCAUCUAGGCAAGUUUCUCAGGUUCCAUCUUUACAAGGAGAACAAAGAUACACAGGAGGCCUUGGGAUUGAUCGGAAAGAUGCUUGGUGUUCAGCCAAAGUCCUUCGGAUUUUCUGGCACAAAAGAUAAGCGGUCAGUUUCAACUCAGCGUGUCACUGUGUUUAAACAACAUGCCAGCAAAUUGGCAGCACUUAAUAAGAGAUUGUUUGGUAUAAAAGUUGGCGACUUCUGCUAUGUUAAGGAAGGACUUCUCCUCGGACAGCUUAUGGGAAACAGAUUUACAAUCACAUUAAGAGGAGUAGUUGCAGAUUCCGAAGAAACUAUCAAAAACUCUGCAGAAUACUUGGGGAAACAUGGCUUCAUUAACUACUUUGGUUUGCAACGUUUUGGAAGUGGUUCAGUACCGACUCACCAAGUUGGAGCCGCAUUAAUGAGAGGAGAGUGGAAAAAUGCUGUAGACAUGAUUCUUGAUCCAAGAGAAAGUGAGAAGAACUUGAUAACUGAGGUUCGGGCAUAUUACAAAGAGACUGGUGACAUUGACGGGACUCUAAAGCAGCUACCGCGUCAUCUGGUCGCUGAAAGAGCCAUACUGCAGUGUCUGAAAAAAUGUCCUGGGAACUACUUGCAAGCACUGAAAGCAAUACCCAGGACUUUGAGAAUGAUGUAUGUACAUAGUUACCAAAGCUAUUUGUGGAAUCAUGCAGCUAGUAUGCGUGUGCAAAAAUAUGGAACAAACCAAGUUGUGUUGGGAGACUUGGUAUAUUCCAAGUUAGAUGAUACAAAAAGUAGGGUUAGUUUGAGUUCUGAGCACGAAGAAAACAACGAGGCAAUAGAGUGUGGACAAUUAGAUGAAACUUCUGUUGUAGAUCUUCCUGGGGAAAGGAGUGAUCUCGUCAAGGUCAUAACUGCGGAGGACAUAGAGUCAGGAACUUACUCUACCAGUGAUAUCAUCCUCCCGCUGCCUGGUUCAAGAGUCAUUUACCCAUCCAAUGACGUUGCUGACAUUUAUCACGAUUUGGCAAAGAAGAAUGGUAUCGACUUGACUGAGAGCUCUCACGGUGUCAAGGAAUUCUCCAUAACUAGCAUGACCGGUGGUUACAGGCGAAUUCUGCAGAAGCCAAUUGACUUCGAAUGGGAAUUGCUGACUUACACUGACAGCAACACGCCUUUGGCAGAGACGGAUCUUGACAGGAUAAAUAAGACGAGGCCUUUGAAUGAUGUUUUUCAAGAAGAUGGAUCUGUAAAAGAAACUGAAAAUGAGUCCCUUAAAGCCGAUACCAAACCACAUGAAUCUUCCGAGAAUGAUAUGAAAGUUCAAACAGAAUUUGGCAAGGGAGAAGAAGAUGGUCCGGAGGAUUGUGGAAACCCGAGUUCUCAGCAGAUGCAGGUGGCUCUCAAAAUGGCUUUUACUCUUCCGUCUUCUUGUUAUGCCACAAUGGCAAUCAGAGAGCUGUUAAAGACAUCAACUUCUGUUGCGUAUCACAAGACACUGAACCAGUAAACAGCAUUUUUGUUAGCCUGGCCAAGCUUCAUCCUUCACCGAGGAAGAAUAAGAGAUGUUCUCUAAUGGAAGAGGAUGGUUCGAUUCGGUCUCUGUGGCAAAAUCAUCAAGUGGCUUCUUGAAUGGAAGAGCUGGCUCUGAUUUCCAACACCAGCACUGUAACAUUUUUUUUGGCUGUUGGACCAAAAAUUUUGAAUGCGUAGUUGCAUACAUCUAUAUGUUCUUGAACUGUGUAGUUCAGAAAUUUUUCUGUUGAAUGAAAAGAUACACAAAAGAGAAAGACAAGCUA